AAAUUGGUCUAAAAUUUAAUAAAACGACGACAGAGUCUUAUUUAAGCAAGUGACUCGGAUCUAUUGUUAUAAGUAUUUUUAAAAACUAGUCAGAGGACAUUAAAAAUUGUAACUAAAAAAAUUUCACCAGCUACACAUAGAAUGAACGUUACUCUCACCGCUGUGGUUUUAUUGACCACAGCUGCACUUUGUUAUGCAGCUGAUGCAGAGUGUAAGUACCGUAAGUCUCGUAAGUUGGCACUUCACUGGCCGGAUCCUACUGAUUGCACUCGCUACUAUCGUUGUACGAAUAGGAGUAUAAAAAGAGAAGUAGUUUGCGCCGAAGGCAAGGUAUAUAAUUCGAAGACAGGAAAAUGCUCAAAUAACAUCGAGGGUCUUUGCAAAUUGACACUAGCCAUGCCUUUAGAUGCGAAUAUUAACGUAUGUGCUAAUGAAACCUCUGGUGUUUAUCUUGAUCAACCUGGAUACUGUCGUAAUUUCUAUAUUUGCAACCAAAAUGAAGCUUAUCCUCAAGUUUGCGAUGCUGGAAGUCGCUUCAAUUCUACGACUAGAACAUGCAUACCAGACACUGACUCUGAAUGUUGGCAAAAUAAGUGUAUUGGUGAAAAUAAUGGCACCUAUUUGCCUAAUGAAUCUUCUUGUUCUUCAUUUUAUGUAUGUGCUGCGGGCGAAACAAUCGAACAAGAGUGCGGUAGUGGCAGCUAUUUUAAUAGUUCCAAAAGGAUUUGUCUGCCUGAUCCAGAUGGACAGUUUUGUUGGGAAAACUUAUGCGUAGGCAAAAAAGAUGGAGAGUUUGUGCAAAAUGUAAAAGAUUGCUACAGUUAUUACAUCUGUGUUUCGGCAAAACCAAUCCAGCAAUAUUGUCCAGAAGGCAGCUAUUUCAAUUCGACUGAAAACAGUUGCUUACCAGGCGAGUGUUCACCAGUUACAACCGAGUGUCCAACUACCGAGACAACAGAAUCAACGACAGAAUGCAUUAGCGAAAGCACUGAAUCCACGCCAUCAACAGAAUGUACUGAUGCUACAACACCUACUACUGAGACAACAGAAUCAACGACUGAAUGUACCAGCGAAAGCACUGAAUCCAAGUCAUCAACAGAAUGUACUGAAGUUACAACACCUGCUACUGAGUCAACAGAAUCAACGACUGAAUGCAUUAGCGAAAGCACUGAAUCCACGUCAUCAACAGAAUGUACUGAAGUUACAACAUCUACUACUGAGACAACAGAAUCAACGACUGAAUGUACCAGCGAAAGCACUGAAUCCACGCCAUCAACAGAAUGUACUGAAGUUACUACACAUGCUACGGAAGCAACUUGCGAUUGUCCUGGUGGUUAUAAGGAAGGUGAAUUGAUACCGUUCCCUAACUACCCCGAGAAUUGCGACAAAUAUUAUGAAUGUUCGAACGGAAAACUUGAGGAGAAGGAAUGCGGCGAAGGAAAUGGCUUCAAUAGCACCUUAGGUGUUUGUGAACCCGAUGUUGACCAUAUCUGUUGGCCAGUCGUGACUACUGAAUGUUCCGAAGUUACGACACCUGCUACAGAAGCAACUUGCGAUUGUCCUGGUGGUUAUAAGGAAGGUGAAUUGAUACCGUUCCCAAACUACCCCGAGAAUUGUGACAAAUAUUAUGAAUGUUCGAACGGAAAACUUGAGGAGAAGGAAUGCGGCGAAGGAAAUGGCUUCAAUAGCACCUUAGGUGUUUGUGAACCCGAUGUUGACCAUAUCUGUUGGCCAGUCGUGACUACUGAAUGUUCCGAAGUUACGACACCUGCUACAGAAGCAACUUGCGAUUGUCCUGGUGGUUAUAAGGAAGGUGAAUUGAUACCGUUCCCUAACUACCCCGAGAAUUGUGACAAAUAUUACGAAUGUUCGAACGGAAAACUGGUGGAGAAGGAAUGCGGCGAAGGAAAUAGCUUCAAUAGCACCUUAGGUGUUUGUGAACCCGAUGUUGACCAUAUCUGUUGGCCAAUCGUGACUACUGAAUGUUCCGAAGUUACGACACCUGCUACAGAAGCAACUUGCGAUUGUCCUGGUGGUUAUAAGGAAGGUGAAUUGAUACCGUUCCCAAACUACCCCGAGAAUUGUGACAAAUAUUACGAAUGUUCGAACGGAAAACUGGUGGAGAAGGAAUGCGGCGAAGGAAAUAGCUUCAAUAGCACCUUAGGUGUUUGUGAACCCGAUGUUGACCAUAUCUGUUGGCCAGUCGUGACUACUGAAUGUUCCGAAGUUACGACACCUGCUACAGAAGCAACUUGCGAUUGUCCUGGUGGUUAUAAGGAAGGUGAAUUGAUACCGUUCCCAAACUACCCCGAGAAUUGUGACAAAUAUUACGAAUGUUCGAACGGAAAACUGGUGGAGAAGGAAUGCGGCGAAGGAAAUAGCUUCAAUAGCACCUUAGGUGUUUGUGAACCCGAUGUUGACCAUAUCUGUUGGCCAGUCGUGACUACUGAAUGUUCCGAAGUUACGACACCUGCUACAGAAGCAACUUGCGAUUGUCCUGGUGGUUAUAAGGAAGGUGAAUUGAUACCGUUUCCAAACUACCCCGAGAAUUGUGAUAAAUAUUAUGAAUGUUCGAACGGAAAACUUGAGGAGAAGGAAUGCGGCGAAGGAAAUGGCUUCAAUAGCACCUUAGGUGUUUGUGAACCUGAUGUUGACCAUAUCUGUUGGCCAGUCGUGACUACUGAAUGUUCCGAAGUUACGACACCUGCUACAGAAGCAACUUGCGAUUGUCCUGGUGGUUAUAAGGAAGGUGAAUUGAUACCGUUCCCUAACUACCCCGAGAAUUGUGACAAAUAUUAUGAAUGUUUGAACGGAAAACUUGAGGAGAAGGAAUGCGGCGAAGGAAAUGGCUUCAAUAGCACCUUAGGUGUUUGUGAACCUGAUGUUGACCAUAUCUGUUGGCCAGUCGUGACUACUGAAUGUUCCGAAGUUACGACACCUGCUACAGAAGCAACUUGCGAUUGUCCUGGUGGUUAUAAGGAAGGUGAAUUGAUACCGUUCCCUAACUACCCCGAGAAUUGUGACAAAUAUUAUGAAUGUUCGAACGGAAAACUGGUGGAGAAGGAAUGCGGCGAAGGAAAUCGCUUCAAUAGCACCUUAGGUGUUUGUCAACCUGAUAUCGAAAAUGUAUGUUCACGGAUAAAUUGUGAUGCUCGAAGCUAUAAUGUAAUUGGACGAAGAAAUAGGCGAAGUGUGGACAGAUCUCCGAUUGACACAUUCGAUGCUCCAUUGUGUUUGGGUUUAUACGCCGAGGGGGAGAUAAUUGGAGAUUCUUCAAACUGUAGGAGGUAUCAAAUUUGUGUUAAUGGUGAAAUGAUAUCCGAAGAUUGCGGCUUCGGAAAUUAUUUUAACUCAAAUACUUUAACAUGUAACAUUGAUAUUCAGCAAGUUUGUAUUGGCAAUAACGAGAAUGUCAAUGAAUACCUUAGUACCAAAAAAAGUGAAGAAAUAACUGAUACCAUCUCCAACAUUGGGGUAGAAGAUUGCAGCUGCCCUGGUGGUUACAAAGAGGGUGAAUUGUUACCAUUCCCCAACUAUCCGGAAAAUUGCGAUAAAUAUUACAUCUGCACCGACGGUAGGCUUCAAGAGCGGGAGUGCGGAGAGGGCAAUUAUUUUGACAGUCAACUCGGAGUAUGUGUACCUGAUGUCGAUAAUAAAUGUUGGCCAGCAGAAACGAAUUGUACUUGUCCCGGUGGAUAUAAAGAGGGUGAAUUGUUACCAUUCCCCAACUAUCCGGAAAAUUGCGAUAAAUAUUACAUCUGCACCGACGGUAGGCUUCAAGAGCGUGAGUGCGGAGAGGGCAAUUAUUUUGACAGUCAACUCGGAGUAUGUGUACCUGAUGUCGAUAAUAAAUGUUGGCCAGCAGAAACGAAUUGUACUUGUCCCGGUGGAUAUAAAGAGGGCGAAUUGUUACCAUUCCCCAACUAUCCGGAAAAUUGCGAUAAAUAUUACAUCUGCACCGACGGUAGGCUUCAAGAGCGGGAGUGCGGAGAGGGCAAUUAUUUUGACAGUCAACUCGGGGUAUGUGUACCUGAUGUCGAUAAUACUUGCUGGCCAAAUGUGUGCUAUGGUCAAAUUGACGGCACCUAUGUACCUGAUUCGACAAAUUGUACUUCAUUUUAUCUUUGCCAAGACGGUAAAGGAGAGAUAUAUAACUGUCCACCUGAGAAGUGGUUUAACCCAGUUGAUAAAAUUUGUAUGCCAGACUUUAAUGCAACGUGCAUAAAUCCUUGUAAAGAUACAACAGGAAUUACAUUCUUACCUAAUCCUGAUUGUUCUAAGUAUUUCCUUUGUAAUGACUGCAAACCAUAUGUUGAGACAUGUCCCGAAGGUGGAUUUGAUAUAACCUUGAAUAAAUGUCAUGCAGAUGCUGUUUGUGAAGCUACUUUGUGUGUAGGUAAAAGUGAUGGAACAACAUACCCUUUUGUAGGCAACGACACCAAAUUCUACUUAUGCAUGGGAGGCGUAGCUCAGAUAAGAGAAUGUAAAUCCGGACAAAUUUUCAAUAAAGAUGUGGGAGUUUGCUUGGAAGAGCCUAGCUCACAAUGUAAUCAAACCGAAUGCCAGUCCACUAACCCAGAAGAGAAUGCAUUUGCACCCUUAACAAACACUGAUAACACCGCAUUCUGUUUAUGUCGAGGUGAUUCAGCGUUCCUACAUCACUGUGCAGAUAAUUACACUUUCCGAGCAGACCUCGGAAUAUGCUAUUCGAAUGCACCUUGUGAUCCGGAGUUAUGUGAUUCCUUCCCAGAAAAUACGCGCUCGCAAAAUCGUAACAAUUCACACAGUUUCUGUUUAUGUGUCAGUAAGCAACAAGUUAUUGUUGAUUGCCCGAACAAUCAAACAUACAAUGCAGUCACCCAAACUUGCCAAGUGCUUGAUGAAAGAUGUUCUUCCACAUUUUGCCUUACGGCUCCGGAGUAUAGCACUUUCCCAGCAUUGAAUAAUGAUACAGAUGGUUUCUGCGAAUGCAUUAGUUCCGGCACCACAUAUAAGUUGUGCGGAAACGAUAAGAAAUACAAUGCGGAAAAAGGAAUAUGUCUUCCAGAAAUUGGGGAUGAUUGCAGUAGUUCACUUUGUUCAGGAAAUGCUGGAUUGAUAUUUGGUGCUGCAAGUGAUCCUCACUCUUUCUGUUACUGUAUCAACGAUGGAUUAGCAAUUAAGCAGAAUUGCCCAAAUUCUGAGAUAUUCAAUGAGACUUUGUUAAUAUGUCAGGCGGUGGGUUGUGAUGGCGAAAUUUGUUUGACGAAUCCAUCCGGCGCGUUUCCAGCUUUAAAUGAACCAUAUGCUUUUUGUGUCUGUGGAAGUUCAGAUCCAAGCUCAGUAACUAAACACGAUUGUGCGAAUGGAACUCGUUUCGAUCCAUACUACUUAUUCUGUAAAGAGGAUCCUUGCGACAAGAGCUUUUGUUCCAAUUCAUCCAAUAAUGGCAUCCCAUAUCCAGCAAAUAAUUACCAAUACGGAUAUUGCGUGUGUAAGAGUGGAAUACCCGAGUUGGUUUCUUGUUCUGACGGAAACCUGUUUAAUCCUGUUUCCAGACAGUGUGAAUCCUCAAGCACUGUGGAGUGCGAUGUAGCUCAAUGUGCUAAUACGACAUCAGAAUACCCUUUUGCCAUUGCAGCUAAAAACGAUACACAUGGAUUUUGUUACUGCUUUUCUUCGACCGAAGUUGAAUUCUUCUUGUGUCCAGAUAAUGCUUUAUUUGACCCGAUUAGCGAGAUUUGUAAUAUAAGCUGUACAAAGAGCGCGAAAUUAUUAGAACUAAAUCAAGGAAUCUCCACCGUGAGCUGCCUAGGUACUUACGACGAAGGGGAAUACGUCCCACAUCGUACUAACAAUCAACUGUUCUAUGUAUGCUAUAAUGCAAAGCUUCUGGAGGGCGAUUGUGGUGCAGGAAAUAUCUUCGACCAAGAUAGUCUAACUUGUCAGCCUUUGGACAAAAGGGUUAUGCACCAAAAUAAAAGUAUAAUGCGCAUGGGAGAGAUUCCAGAAAAUAAUGUAAGAACUCUGACGAUUUUGAAAAAUUACCUAAAAAAAUUCCCAUACUUCUAAAGUUGUCAAUAAGACUCGCCUCUUUAAAAACAUGAUUGCUAAAUACUACAAUUUAAGCAAAUAUACUUGAAUAAUUAAUAAAACACUUAUAUCUAAAGCUAUAUAAAAUAAUAGUAUAGAAAUUCCGCUUGCUUCAUAUUCAUUAAAUCUUUUAACUACACGUACGUACAGUUAUCUCUCCAGUAGGUAAAUAAAAGUGCUGUUACAUAAUGAUAUUUUAAA
Bactrocera dorsalis (oriental fruit fly) is the source of this 6273-nucleotide messenger RNA. RefSeq lists its product as uncharacterized. Gene Ontology annotation, cellular component: extracellular region. The transcript has 9 exons. Lineage: Eukaryota; Metazoa; Arthropoda; Insecta; Diptera; Tephritidae. The coding region runs from base 142 to 6051 and encodes 1969 amino acids. Gene Ontology annotation, molecular function: chitin binding. The record is from RefSeq and is a predicted model, not a curated record.